AUGACAACAUUCACUCCUGCCACCUUCCACCAGCUUUUAACAGAACGGCUGGUUUUAAGGAAGGGCCCCGAUCCACCAACCCAGCCUUGCACAGCCAGUCACGCCCCCGCGCCCCCAGGCAGCACCUCCGGGGCCAGCGGGCAGCGCCGGGCUCCGACCGCCCCUCGUCCCGCCUCCUGCCCCCGGCCCCCGCCCCGCCAUAAGCCACGCGUGCGCCCUGCGCCUCCCGGGCCCGGCGCUCCCGGCGCGCCGGAAGUGGUGUCUGGCGGGCCGCGCGGGACUCGGGCGGGGAUGGAGGCGCCGGGGGAGGUGGUGGCGCAGCUGCGGAGCCUGGCGGUUGGGCCGGGCGAGGGGCAGGCGGCGGGCGCGGAGACGGGGCCGGGCGAGGGGCAGACGGCGGGCGCGGAGACGGGGCCGGGCGAGGGGCAGACGGCGGGCGCGGAGACGGGGCCGGGCGAGGAGGGGGCGGCGGGCGCGGAGACGGGGCCGGGCGAGGAGGGGGCGGCGAACCCUCUGAGCUCUCGGAAGGGCGGUGGGGAAGAGGGAGCGCACCGCUCGCCGCCGCCCGCGGGGCCCAGCGGGCCUGCUGCCGCCGCACCCUCUUCGGCCUCGGACAGUGAUACGGAUUCAGAUGGUUCAUCAACUACAUCUUCCUCUUCAUCUUCCCCUUCAACAUUAUCUGAUGAAGAUGAUCAUCCAAAUGAGAAGGAUAACCGAUCUUACUGUGUUAAAACAAAAGAUGAGUUGCCUAUUGACGAACUGCCUCCUGUUGAAGACUUAACAGUAAAUCUGCCUGAUGAUGUCGAACUGAAGCUCUUUGGGACAGUGUCCAGCAUCAUUGAGCAGCUAGUAAUAGUUGAAUCACUGAGAGGCCUACCUCCAGUAAAUGAGGAAAGCAUAAUUUUUAAAGAAGAUCGACAAGCAGCAGGAAAGAUAUUUGAAAUAUUUGGUCCUGUUUUACAUCCCUUUUAUGUGUUAAGAUUUAACAGCUCUGAGCAUAUCAAAGCAAAAGGUAUUAAUGUGCAGGAUAGCAUGUAUUUUGCUCCGUCGGUGGAGGACUUCACACAGUAUAUAUUUGCAGAGAAGCUGAAACAGGAAAAAGGCUCAGAUGCAUCUUGGAAGAAUGACCAAGAACCACCACCUGAAGCCUUGGAUUUCAGUGAUGAUGAAAAAGAAAGAGAGGCAAAACAAAAGAAAAAGAAGCCUCAAAGUCAAGGAAAGAAGAAACUCAGAUCAGAAACAAAUGCAUCAAGUGAGAACAAGGGAUUUAAUCAGUCAUUGCAGCAACCUGCUUCAAGUUAUUCAAGGGGAUACCGUGGCAGAGGGUUCUCCAGGGCUCCAUUUCCUCCUUUGUCAGGCCCUCCGGGUUUUUUGAAACCACAAGUAAAACCUCCGCAUCUCUACUCUUCAGACAACAGAGUACAUCAGGAAACUCCAGUAUUUCCACAACCUCACAGAAAAGAAAAUGCAAUGAUGCAACAGUAUCCCUUUCCUUCUCCAGUUUUUGGUUCUGUUAAUGACGUGCAUCAAUUCCACCUUCCGCCUUCAAAUAUGAAUAUGAUUUGGACAGGCCCAAACAUGUACAACUCAUACCCAUUUUUACCACCUCCACCACCUCCUCCUCCACCUCCUCCAGAUAGCCAUCCUUCACAGUUCAGGCCUUAUUAAGUUUCCAUAAAUACGGAGUUUGAGGAGAAGAAGAACAAGCUGCCAAGACUGCAUUUCCUUAUUUUGGAAAUGCUUCAUUUUUCUGUGACAAUAGAACAAAUGCAGAGUUUGAAGCUUUGUGGGACACACAUAGCUAAUUUUUUCUAUGUUUUCUAUUUCAAAAAAUGAAACUAUUAUAAAAAUAACUGAAUGUUAAAUAAUGGUUUAUUUUUAUAAUAUCUGAUAAUUUUGGAUGAUAAAUAAAACUUACUGGAAACUGGUA
Messenger RNA from Apus apus (common swift), 1930 nucleotides. RefSeq names its product nuclear assembly factor 1 ribonucleoprotein (gene NAF1). Gene Ontology annotation, molecular function: RNA binding. The record is from RefSeq and is a predicted model, not a curated record. Gene Ontology annotation, cellular component: sno(s)RNA-containing ribonucleoprotein complex. NCBI's taxonomy places the organism in Eukaryota, Metazoa, Chordata, Aves, Apodiformes, Apodidae. Gene Ontology annotation, biological process: box H/ACA snoRNP assembly; pseudouridine synthesis; ribosome biogenesis. The transcript is spliced from 8 exons. Bases 1 to 1668 code for a protein of 555 amino acids.